AUGGUCGUUGUACAGUUCCACAUAACUGUGCAUGCCGCCGCACGUUUCUCUUUCCGUGCGGCGGCACGCGGAGAUUCGCGAAAGAAAAUCACGCGUCCCCUUAAUAGUGGCCAUGUACCUUAUCUCUUAUCUGGUCCCAACUAUUUCCCCACCGCACACUAUCUGGUCUACAGGAGAGCGACCCCCUCGAGCAGCGCCGGUCGUUGGGCUGAUGUGGAGGCGUCCGCUGGGCCGCCGCUGAAGUGCAGAGGAGGAGGCGCCAGUCGUUCGGCUGCCGCGGAGGCCGCGGAGGCACCCGUUGCCCAGCAGCUUCAGGGAGGCCGCAGCGGAGCAUGCGUCGGGAAGGCCGCCGCCGGCGAGCAAGCAUCAGGGGAGGCCGCCGCAGUGGAGCACGCGUCGAGGGAGCCCGCCUCCGGUGAGCAAGCGUCGGGGGAGGCCGCCGCAGUGGAGCACGCGUCGUGGGAGCCCGCCUCCGUUGAGCAUGCGUCGGGGGAGGCCGUCGUCUCGCCGAGCACGAGUCGGGGGACGCUCGGGGAGGCUACCGCCGGCGAGCAUGCGUCGCGGGAGGGAGAUCAUCGCCGACGAGCACACCGAGACAUGCGUGCGAGACUUUCGCCAACGAGCGCAGAUAUAUGUGUGCGAGGAAGAGGUGUCCAUUGCCUAUCGCUAUCUGGGUGCACACAACUCCGAACUCGUCAGCUACCGGCGCUGCGGAGCAAGGACGAGCGCGCAAUUAGGCUACAUGUCAAGUUUAAGCGUAUCCAUCCCUAUUUUCCAAUGCGCGUACAAGAUACAGUUCAACCAAUGGUGAUAGGUUAAAUCGCUCAAAUCAACGAGGUGACAUCAGUCAACCGGGAACUAACUGGUCACACCCAUUUCACAUUCCUGGUUUCUUUCGGGUAAUUGUUCGUAAGAAACGACAUUUCAGGUACUUUUUGCGUGCACAGAAUAAUCACAGUGGCACGCGUAUA
Lolium perenne is the source of this 971-nucleotide messenger RNA. Lineage: Eukaryota; Viridiplantae; Streptophyta; Magnoliopsida; Poales; Poaceae. The record is from RefSeq and is a predicted model, not a curated record.